This is a messenger RNA of Anthonomus grandis grandis, 9603 nucleotides long. It is a transcript of the gene mew, whose product is annotated as integrin alpha-PS1. NCBI's taxonomy places the organism in Eukaryota, Metazoa, Arthropoda, Insecta, Coleoptera, Curculionidae. Gene Ontology annotation, cellular component: external side of plasma membrane; integrin complex. The transcript has 17 exons. The coding region runs from base 103 to 3417 and encodes 1104 amino acids. The record is from RefSeq and is a predicted model, not a curated record. Gene Ontology annotation, biological process: integrin-mediated signaling pathway; cell-cell adhesion; cell-matrix adhesion. Gene Ontology annotation, molecular function: integrin binding.
UUCGUCGCGUAAAGUCAGGACGCACGCUCGAGGAUAAAAAGAUCGCGCGCGCACUUUUAUUUUCAAAUAAUAAAUGUAGAAUUUUUUGGAGAAAUUGUCAAAAUGCAUCUUAAACGUGCCCUCGCGCUGCUUUGUUACGUCGCGAACUUUAUAAGGACAACACAGAGUUUUAACGUCGAACACCGGGAUCCCUACGUGAAAAAGGCCCCCGAGGGGCAAACGAAUUCGUAUUUCGGGUACAGCGUGGCCCUGCACCACUCCAAGGAAACCAACAACGAUAUCAGCGACAACUGGAUUCUCGUAGGGGCUCCUCUGGGGCAAAACCUGCAACCCAGCACCAACUUCUCGGGUGCAAUCUUCAAGUGCCCGAUCACCCACGAGGAUGAGGACUGCGUCCAGAUCCCCACUGACGGGCACAGAGCGGCCAGUGGGAUAUACGAUUUCGAUUAUGACGAGGGCGCGAAUUCGGCUUCCUCGGACCUGUUGCCACCCCAAAAUGACGAAAUUAAAGACGGCCAAUGGUUGGGGGUUAGUUUACGCUCGCAAAAACCGGGCGGUCAAGUGAUGGUGUGCGCGCACCGUUACAUCCAAAGUAAAGAUCUGACGAAGUACCACUUGGGCCAAGGGCUGUGCUACUUGAUGAACAGCAAUUUGAAAAUAACCGAGACUUUACAGCCCUGUAAAGGGUUGCCUACGGACCAUUUGCACCAGGAGUUUGGCUUUUGCCAAGUGGGCACCAGCGCCACCUUUUUGGGGGAGAACGCGGUCAUGGGCGCCCCCGGCCCUUUUACCUGGAGGGGCACUGUCUUCGUCCAGGCAAUCAACGAGGAUUUCUUCCAGAGAGACAAGACCACUUACAAGGGCCCCCUGUUGGAUACCGCGGACCCUAUUGACAAAUACAGUUAUUUAGGUAUGAGCGUCGACGGGGGCUACAUCUUCGACAGGAGGAACUACACGUUCGUCGCGGGGGCUCCACGCUCGCAAAUGAUGGGCCAGGUUUACUUUUUCGAAAAAAGGACCGCAAUCACUGAUGGGAACAAGGACGUUUUGAAUAUCGUCCUCAUUAUCACCGGGGAACAGUUUGCCUCCAGUUUUGGUUAUGAAAUACUGGUGGAGGACGUGAACAAUGACGGUUAUGACGAUUUACUAGUCGCCGCCCCGUUCUACUACUCGGACACGAAAGGGGGCGCGGUCUACGUGUACUAUAACCUCAGAAACUGUAAAACGGGGACGUCGCACAACUGCACCUGGGACGCCGUCUUUUACGGGGCGCCGCAGUCGCGGUUCGGAUUCGCUCUCGCUUCGAUAGGCGACAUAAACAAGGACGGGUAUAACGACGUCGCGAUCGGCGCCCCCUACGAGAAUAAUUACGGGGCCGUUUACGUUUAUUUGGGGUCCGACGAGGGACUGCGGGAGAAACCCUCGCAGGUUAUGAGUUUUCCGCAACUCUCGACGUUCGGGUAUUCGCUGAGCGGCGGCCUGGACAUGGACAACAACGGCUAUCCGGAUUUAUUAGUUGGCGCCUACGAAUCCGAGAGGGCGCUACUGUUCCUAACCAGACCGAUCAUCGACAUAAAAAUCGACAUUUCCAGUAACGACAUGCACAAUAUUAACUCGUCCAGAAAGGGAUGCGCCGAUGACCGGACGAACAAAAAUAACACUUGCUUCUCGAUCAGAUCCUGUUUUUCCAUCGUGGGCAAAAGCAACAAGUUCGAGAAGUUCGCCGUGAUCUACCACAUCGCGGAGAUCCCGAAGAUCAUCCCGCGCGUGUGGUUCAAGAACGCGCGGUUCGCCGACCAACGGAAGAACGACAACAAGUUGACCGUCCCGGUGACGAAUCCCGCCAAGCAGUACUGCCAAAGGGAGAUCGUUUACAUCAAAGAGGGCGUCAGCGAUAUCCUGUCGCCGAUUAAGUUUAAGGUCAAGUACACCUUGGAGGACGACAGUAGACCGCACACGCCCAUUUUGAACACGACCUCUUUGAAAGAGUUCGAGGCGACGUUCCAGAAGGAUUGCGGAGAUGACGACGUUUGCGUUAGUAAUUUACAGUUGCGGGCCGGAACUAAUUUGGAGAAAAGUCCCACGGGCGAAUACACCGUGAACAUGGUCGACCAAGAGUUCAUCCUGGAGGCGAACAUUUCCAACCUGGGAGAAUCCGCUUACGAGGCGAAACUGUUCAUCUUUCACCCCACCGCACUCAGCUACAUCAACAUUAAAACUGAAAAAAACAAACACACGAACGUAAAGUGUUCAUACAAAAACGACACCCUGGUGGUGUGCGACCUGGGCAACCCCUUCCAAGGCAACGCCGCGGACGAGAUCAAACUCCGGUUCGAAAUCAUGAAAAACACCAAAGACCAAAAGCUCGAGUUGAACCUGAAAGUGAACUCGACCUCGAAGGAGGAGUCGAGUAACACGGAGGCCAAAGUGGUGGCGAUUUUACAGAAAAUCGCCGAUUUCAGUAUCCAAGGGAAAGGUUCGACGAAUCUCUUCUUCGGGGGCAAAGUGGUAGGAGAAUCGGGAAUGCGGAACCUGGAAGAUAUCGGGGCGCGGGUUGUUCACCAGUACUAUUUGGACAACAGGGGCCAGUGGGACUUACCGGACGUGAAGGUGAACGUGCAGUGGCCUUACCAGGUCAGGCCGGGCAAGGAGGGACAGCAAGGGAAGUGGCUGUUGUACUUGGAAAGCAUGCCGAAAAUUGUUGAGUACGGGGUGUCCCAUUUUGGGGGCGACCAACGGGGGCCACCGGUUUUUUGCACCGUAGACGACGCGGAGAACGUGAUAAACCCGCUGGGGCUGCAGACGCUCACGGACAGCAGCGAAACGGAGGAACCGGCUAAUCUAAAACUGCCCCAGGGGUUCCAGAGCGAGAACGACACAGCGGACACGUCACAGAGAAGACGACGAAGACGACGUCGUGACGUAGAGUACGUCGUGCCCGCGCAGGAAAUCAGGAAGGAGGGUAUCAAACGGCGGGUGGUCAUAAUGAACUGUCAAGGUUCGGCACGGUGCGCGAACAUCAACUGCUACAUCAGGGGCCAGAAGAAGAAGAGUCAGAUCACGAUAGAGGUGCGUUCCCGGAUAUGGAAUUCCACUUUGGUGGAGGAUUACGGGAACGUCGAUUGGGUCCAGAUCAAUUCGUAUGCGGAGGUGGAAAUUCUGGAUGCCACUUUUAUUACUAAGCCGGAUCAGGUGUUUGGGGCGGAAACGCUCGUCUACCCGGAAGCGAUUUCGCCCCCGCGGAUCAACUGGUGGAUCAUCGCGGCCGCAGUGACCGCCGGUCUCCUUCUGCUCAUCGUGUUGGUCGUCAUUUUGUACAAAUGCGGAUUCUUCAAGCGGAAACGCGUCAAAGACGGCACGCUGUCCGGCAACUUACAGAAACAGACCGACGAGAGUCACACGUUGUUAAAGAAUUAAACGAGAGAGAGAGAGAGAGUGAGAAAAAGGACGUGUGUGCUGUAUAUUUGUGUGAGUGAGUAAGUGGGAGCGAAUGCUGUAGAAAAAGUUGAGUCGAUUUUUUUUUUGGCAAUCUACAGGGUAGUCAAAAAAUUGUGUACAUUUAUAGAGGGGGGUCGGUAAUGAAUGUGCCAAAAAAGUAAUUCUAGGUUACUCAAAGUGCAAAUAUCGAUGUUGAGUCAAAUAUGCCUUGGUAAAAUGUCGCUCAUAAAUCAGAUACAGGAUGUAAAAACUUAGGUUUCUCUUAGUUCAAAUUGUUUUCUAGGUACACCAUAUUUACAGUAUAUUUAGAGCUGUGGAUUUGACCGGUCUACUUGUUUUUGGUCAAUUAAAGCAAAAUUCAGUAUGCAGUAGAUGGAUCUAACUACAUUCCACAUUUAUGUAAAGACAGCCAUAAUUGUUUUAAAGAAAUUUUGCUUGUUAGAUAUUUAAUACCUAAAUUUUGGAAAUCUUGUAGAGGGUAAUCAAGUGAAUGGUAUAGUUUGGUCCAUUCAGGGAUACAUUAUAUAAAUCAAUAAGAAUAAGUAGUUUAUUUUUCAAUAUCCAUGAAUAAUAUAAUAAUUAACAUAAAAACGUGAACACUUAAAAUUAAACAAAAAAUAUCAAUCUCAGUUAUUAAUCUGAAUUAUUUAUUAUGAGUGUAGUUUAGUUUAGGAGUCUAGUUGCUCGGCUUCGGAAGCCGAAGAAACAUUAGCUUUCCGGAGCGUGUAGUGGUCAGUCUAUUUCUCAAUUUACUAUGGAGAACUCCCCAUGUUGACCAGUUUUUUUGACACGAAACUGAAGAGGCCGGUGAAGUACCGAUUCCUUUUGCCAACUCUCCCACCAAGUUGGUGGAGUAAUAUCCGAUAACGUUUUACAAACUGAUUUGGUACUUUUUACUGCUAUCCAUAUUAUUCGAUUGUUAAAUGUAUUAGUUGUUGCUCUAAAAUUUGAAAUUUCUCCAAUUACGUCAGAUUUAUUGAAGCUAAGUUGUAUUAUUAGCUCAUCUGGGGUUAAAUUUCCUCCUUUAUACCUAAGAUCGAGUAGAUAUGCUGCAUUGUGAGUGUCGGUUUUUCCGAGGACCGAUUUAGUCGUCAGUUUUUCUUCAUUUGGAAGAAAUGGACUUUCUGAAACAAAUGCAUUAAAGUGUUCUUUCAAGAGGAACAGCUUGUGCCGGACAUCUGACAAAGUAGCAUUAGUAUUUUCCAUGAAGGUGAUCAAAUGAACAACAGGAUUCAGUAACUCUAAGUAAAUUUAACGUUUCUAUCCCAAAAUACAUCAUCAUUCAAUUGUUGCUAGUGUCUCAAUAUCUGGAUGAAUUAAACAUUCUUUAAGUAGCUGUUUAUUCACGUUUAUGCUUUCCAUACAAGUGACUGUACUAGUUGCGACUGGUAAUUUCAGAGAUUGAAAAUUACCCCUCUGCUUUUCAUUUAAAAUGGCGUUGGGAAUAUGUUUUAAUUAAAAAAAUUUCACAAUUUCCUUACAAACACUAAGAUGAUCAGAGAGGGUUUUAAGAGAUUCAAUAUCUUUGAGCAUAAAUUCGGAAUGUGAGAAACAGCCAUACGUUUGUAGAUAAUUUCACUGGCAAUGUAUUGGCCUGUGUGUCUAAUUGCCUUGGGCUGUGAAAAAUCAUAGAAAAAAUCUCCAUUAUUCGUAUGCACCAUGUAGUUUAUUAAACCUUCGUUUCUAAUAUUUGUCCAGCCAUCACUCAUUAAAUUAUCUCAUUACCUUCACUAUCAAGAAUAUCUUUGAUGUUGUUUUUUAUUUUGUUAAAGCACCCGUCGAGGUGUGAGGUUGCCAUAGUUUAUCAUGUCAGGAAUUUUAAAAGCUGGUCGCAAUUUUCCAAAAAAAUGUCUGAUUCGAACAUUGACAGGGCGCAUCUUCGUUAUGGCUUGCCUUAUUGGGGUUUAAGCAACAAGGGAUUAUUAAACAUAAUUUUUGUGAUUCAUAAAAAGGCAGUUAGAUACCUAUGUUCCGCUGGGUUAAGAGAUUCUUGUAAACCUCUCUUUAUAUCUCAAAAAAUCCUAACUCUUUUUAUCUUAAAAACAGCUACUCUUAGUCAUAAACCUCUCUUUAACACUGGUCAUAUGACUCGCCAGGUUAACGAUUUUCCCUUACCAAUCCCUACAUCCUCCCUCACCAAGAACUCACUUAUAUACCUUAGCAAAAAAAUUUACAACCAUGUUCCUCUAUGUAUCAGACAAAUUUUAGACGUUAAGAGAUUCAAAAAGGAAUUAAAAUCACUUUUAUUAUCCAGGGCAUAUUAUAGCCUUGACGAUUUUUUAAUGAUACCUUUUAACCUGUGCUCUGACAUCAUUUUAGUGUUUUAGUUUUGGUUCCUGUUAAAUAAUGUAAUUUACUUCCUCUAAAUUCUGUUUUAUUGACAGCUUUACUUAUUUUUUAAUCAAAUUUAUCUAAAAGAUGCUUUUUUUUAAUUUUUUCAAUCUGUUUUGUUAUGAUUAAUUUUGGUAAUGUGUGUAAAUUUUAUGGUAAAAUGUCUUAGAUGUUAUGUUUGUUUGAAAUUUAAAGUGAAUUUGGAAUUUUUUAGUUUUUAGGAUGCUUGUACACAAGAUUUUGUUGUCUUACGUAAUAUAGCACAUUUUCUUUCUUUCUUUCUAAACAGCUUCGCAAAAAAAUGUUUGUAACUCAAAUUGCUCAGAUUCGUUUACCGUGUCAACAAAUUAUGUUAAUUUUUACAUUUUUCUACAAUUAAUAGGUGGUGGCUGAGAGGAACCAGAUGAAGUACUUGGAAUUUCAUUAAUUUCUGUAUGUGGCUUCUUGCUUUUCUUGGGAAAUAUUGCUUCGUCUUCAUCUUCGACGGAUUCAUUCAAACUGGUCUUUGCCUUGGCCAUCUGAAAACAAAAUAAUAAAAUAAGACACUCGUGCGAUCGUGCCUAAUGGGUGUAAUUCAUAUUAUUUUCGUUAUUUUUUCAAAAAUAUUUGUACUGUACACUCGGAUACUGUGUACUGUACACUGAUACUUGGAUCUAAACAUUUCGUACAUAAUUUUUAUAUUAAGUCUACUAACUAGAUAUUUAUAUUCUUUUCCCGAUUAGAUAGUGACUUUCUUUUACUGGAUAGCUUUCAAUGUGCUGACGAAUCAAUAUGUUUUGAUCUUCCGACAUUGCCCGUUUAAUAUUUUUGCCACGUUUAUCUCUGGGAGCCACAUUAUUUUUAAUGAAUGAUUUUAUUCUCUUGAUUCUUUUUUCAGAUACAGAAUGCAAGAGAGACAUCAACGCAAAUAAAAUGAUCAAAAGAUACUUCCCUUACUUUACUGUUUUCAUUUUUCUGACUUCUUCGGUUUGUCACAUUUUUCUGAUGUAUCAGACCUCAGCUUUUGCUCAUCGUUUAGCUUAGUAAAACACUGCAUUUUACAUCUAAAAAAUAACUUAUCUAUAUGUGGUAGUCCUAUUGUGAAAUCCGCCUUUUCGCGUAGAUCCUAGGAUCUUCAUGAAGUGCCGGCUGAUAGUGAAAAAUGAUCAUAUUACCCUAUCAGCCGGAAUUUUUCCUAAAUUUAAUUAAAUUUAUUUAAUUUUUUUAUCUUCAAAAUCUCUUUUUGAAGGACAGGGUUACGUUAAAUGUUCAUGCCAACCAUCUAAAACUCAAUGUAAAAGCAAAAAAUGUCAGUGCUUUAAAGCAAAUAUGCAAUGUAAUUCACGGUGUCACAAAAGUGGUCCAUGUGCGAAUAAAUAAGUAAAUUUUGUUUAAACUUCAUGUUUUAUUAUAUUUUUUUAUUUUUUUUAAAUAAAUAUUUUAGUUAUAAAUAUACGCACGUAUCUGUAUCAGAUUAAAUAAAGUUUAAUUCCAGACGGAUCAUCUCAUUACAUUAAUAUUUGGGCUAAUUGUAAUAAUAUAUCUCAUUUUUCACAAUCAGCCGGCUUUUCGUGAAGUGGCGACUAUUUAAGUUAGUCUGAUUGAGAAACAAGCGAAUUACACUAUAUGGGGGAAAAGGCCCGGCUGAUUGUGUAAAAUGAUCAUUUUUCACUAUCAGCCGGUACUUCAUGAAGAUCCUAGGAUCUUCGCGAAAAGGCGGAUUUCACAAUAGGACUACGACAUAUAUACCUAGGCUAUUUAAUAUAUAACUUUUAUUAAACUUACUUGCAAGCACCUCUGAUUUGCCUGGCAGCAACCAUCUUGCCUUUAUAAUCAUUAUGCGCAGUACCACUGAUUCUAGCUUUUUUGAUUAAAUUCCUUUGAUAAUUAUCAUAAUUUCUCACACCUCGACGUCUUUUUCUAAGAUUAUCUGAUUGAGAUAGCUCCUCUUCACUUUCAGUGCUUCUAUUUUCGUCCGAACUAGACAUAUUGCCGCAAAAAUGCGAUUAUAUUACUCUUAAAUGCACACAGUAUCCAAGCCAGUAAAUCACUAAAAAUAUUUCGACACACAUUUUAAUAUUUAUUUCUUAAACGGGCUAAGUUAGUUUUCUUAGGUCCUUUCUGCACUAAACCAUUAUUUUCUCACCCAGAAAUGCAAGUAAGGAAUAAUUGAAUUUAGUUCUUUUCUGCACCAAACGCUAGGAUUUGGCUCAAAAUUUAUUGUAGCAUAUUAAAAACAAAAUGGCCGAAACGGCACUUAGGCCCUUUCAGAAAUAAUCGAUGUCUUUUAUAGAUAAGAAGCAACAAGUCAAUUUGAUGUGUUCUUUCGCUAAUUUGGACAUGUAACUAGUUAAUUCCAAGUCUUUAUCUUCAGAUUGAAAAAAUCUCCAAAAUUCUAUGCAAUCAUUACUAAUAUCAUGUCAGUGUGAUUCUUGUAGCUUAUAUUACACAUUUCUUUACACUGAGCAUGGUAAAAAGCGCAAGAGUUGGCGCAAAGUUUUUAUGGUUAAUUUUUUUUAUUUAUUGCUCCAUAUUAAAAAUAACUAGUUAGUUUUAUAAAUUAUAAUUCCAAUAAAAAUACCUUAAAAGUUAGUUAAAAACAAAGAAUAUCCACAAUAACUCUGUUAUAACCUAUACUAAUCCAAAUAAUCUACAAAAAUAUAAAUAAACGUGUUUCAUGUUUUUGACUUCUGAUUGGUCGCGCGUUUUGAAACGACACAUCAAGUGGAUAAGGCAAGUUUUGAGAUAACAGCAAUAUUUUGCCGUUGAAUUUUAAUGGAAUAAGACAAGUUUUGGUGAAUAUUAUUAAGGUAGAAGGAGCGUAUCAACCUAAAGAGAAUAUUGUCAUAUUUACCACAUUUUUCGUAAAAUUUGGAUAAGACGAGUUUUGCUAUGAGACGCCUCAUUUUAUAAAUUGAUGACCCCUUAAAAAUGUGUGUCCUGGCAAAGUUUAAGUUAAAAGUCUUCCUUUGUCUAGUGCUACCAGUAUUGACAAAGAAUGGAAGUAUUUAGUUGUAGAAGUAUUUUCUAGUUUCUUUUUUGUAAGCUUAGCUCUAGAAAUAACAGUAAGGCAUAUAAUUUAACUCAACGUCAAUAUUUUCUUCGUUUAGCUGUUUGGUGUGUAUUCAUUCUCGACCACCCAAUAUUUAAGGCUUCGUUAAAUUGUGAUAGAGACUUUAAACGUUUUAGAAUAACAAUAAGGGAAAAAAAUUAAUAAAUAUUUAUUUGUUGUUUAGUUAUUUAUAGUUGAAAUAUUGUUUUUUAUUUCUUUGGUGCUGCUUUAAUUAGUUAAGGAGAGUAUUUGUUACAAAUAGCACAACGUACAGGCUGGUCAUUGCAUCUAAGGAUUACCUAAUCGUUCUUCUUUUUAAUUAUAAACGAAUGCAGUGCCUCUACCUGACAAAUAAUUAAACGAAUUUGGAUAAGGUAUACUUGUAAAUAAUUCUUAUUUUUAAACUUAAGUACUUAACCUUAAAACGCGUGUUCAAAGUUAUACGGUUCCUUUUUUACUAAAUACUAACUCCUUGAACUAUUUAUUUAAAUCGUUCAUUCGUUUUUCAAAAGCAGCUCGGGCCUAUUAGAUGUUGCUAUAGUAGGCCACUUGUAAACCUCAACGCAUUUCAGUGAACGGUCUAAUUAUUAUUAAGGCGAAUUGUCACCUAAUCAUAAAUUAUUGUUUAAAAAAAAAAGUAUACGUAUGGUCAAUUUCAAUAAUAAUAAUUCACUGCCAUGUAGAAUUAUUUAAAAUAGGCAUAAAUUGUAAAUACAUAAGAAUUAUGUAAAUAAUAAUAAUUAUUGUUGCUAAAAGUGAGUUUUCUAAGCCCUACGUUUAAUAAUAAAUUUGAUUUUUUUUAA